AGAGAGUGGUUGCUUGGUAUUACAUAUAUUUGCAUUAGACACAACGACUGGCCGUCGAGUUCAUUUCCUAGUAGAACUCUCUACACAAAAUCAAACACUCUCUCGCUCUCUCUCUCUCUCUCUCUCGCUCUCUGAAACUCUAUCAACCAUGGAAGACCUAUCAUCAAAAGACGACAGCCCACGAGUUCUCGAAGUCUUAGAAGCUCUAAAACAAGCCUCGCAUGAGUUACAAGCCCACCCGAGUCCCAACUCGGACGAGGUCAACUCGUCUUCAGCCAUUAACGCUCUCCUGGAGCUUGAAACCGAGUCCGACACAAUUCUCUCCAAAGACCCAAAUCUCUCUACCCUCUCUCAACACCUUUCCAACCUCAAAGCCCUCGUCGAGACCCUCAAGAAUUCACGCCGCCACCACAGCAUCCGAUCGUUCUUAACUCGCCGAGUCUCAACUCACUCCAUCGCCCGAGUCGCCGGUUCCAUUGAGUCUGAAAUCCAAGCCUGGAUCGACCGUGAGAGCAUCGAGACCUUGACACGUGGUCUACGCGAGCAACCAAAAUUCAACAACGAGGACGAGUUGAUCAAGCUCUUGACUCAGCUCGAGAAUCGAGUCUCCGAAGGUUUCAACCGCGAGUUACAAGAUUUAGUCCUAAAGUCCAAGCUUUUCUCGUACCUCGAAACAAUUCUAUGUGACCCAAAUUGCUCAAAGCGAAUACGAGAACAUUGCGCUUUUGCUAUAGGCGCAUUGAUAAGGUUUAACAAAGAUGUGUUCGUGGGACAAGUACUUAUGGGUCCAACAAUUGGUUCCUUAGUCACAAUGGGUUCCUCGGCUUCAAUAAAAGUACUCUGUUCUUUGAUAAGGUCUAUAAAAUCUCCACUUGUGGACGAAAUUGAGUCACUUGGGAACAUACCCAAAAUCAUAAAGUUUUUAGAUUCUCAAGACUUGGAAAUAAAAGUUCUAGCCAUGGAUUGUGUGUUAGAAAUUGGAUAUUUUGGGCGCAAAGAAGCGAUUGAAGCAAUGCUUAAAGAGGGUUUGAUAAAGAAGCUAGUGGAGCUACAAAGGUCAGAAUUGGGUGGGGAUUUGAUUGAUAUGGGGAGGAACGGUGGGAAAAAUGAUAAUGUGAAAUUUGAGAAUAAUGAAGGGGUUGGUGAUGGUGUUGGUGUUGGGGUUGGUGGGGUUGAAGGGAAAAGGGAGCGCAGGGAAAAGAGGUUCUUGGAAAUGCAUCCAUUUGCAAGCUGUGUGGCAAGAUUUGCGGUGCAGUUGGAAGUAGGAGAGGGGCUGAGGCAAAGAGAAAGGAGAGCUUUUAAGCAGGAGAUAUUGGUGAGAGUGAGAGAAGCUUGUGUGUCUGAUGCUGAAGCUGCUACCAUUGUCGCUGAGGUUUUGUGGGGGUCUUCACCUUGAAACUUUUGAUUCAAUUUGUUUAUGGUAGUUUUUUUUUACUUGUAAUUAUGUAAGUAUUUUUUUUAAGGUUGUAAAGAAAUUGAUGAUUAAGUUGAAUUGUUGAUAUAA
Messenger RNA from Quercus lobata, 1504 nucleotides. RefSeq lists its product as uncharacterized. The coding region runs from base 149 to 1396 and encodes 415 amino acids. The record is from RefSeq and is a predicted model, not a curated record. The transcript has a single exon. Lineage: Eukaryota; Viridiplantae; Streptophyta; Magnoliopsida; Fagales; Fagaceae.